Messenger RNA from Fusarium coffeatum, 4068 nucleotides. RefSeq lists its product as uncharacterized. Gene Ontology annotation, cellular component: nucleus. The transcript is spliced from 4 exons. Lineage: Eukaryota; Fungi; Ascomycota; Sordariomycetes; Hypocreales; Nectriaceae. Bases 1 to 4068 code for a protein of 1355 amino acids. The record is from RefSeq and is a predicted model, not a curated record. Gene Ontology annotation, biological process: protein ubiquitination; SCF complex assembly.
AUGGCUUCUACACAGAUUAAUGCCACGCCGCAGGCGGUGAUGGGAUAUGUUCAAAAGCUCGGCGACAACGACCCUGAUUUCCGAUACAUGGCCUUGAACGAUCUGCUCCAACUGCUCAAUCAUGCCAAGCCCGAUUUCCUCCAGCAUGAUUACAACAUAGCUGCUCGUACUGUUGAUAGUAUCAUCAAGACACUCGACGAUCAGAAUGGUGAAGUCCAGAACCUUGCAGUCAAGUGUCUCGGCCCUUUCGUAGGCAAAGUCCCUACACCAGUUAUUGCGCCCAUGAUCGAGAAGUUAUCGACCCUGAAGCUUAAGAACUCCGUGGACAACGCCGUGCCUUCAAUGGCUUUGAGAAACGUUAUUAUCGCUCUCCCUCGCCCCGUACCCGGUAUUCCACCCGCACACGAUGUUCAGGAAGCCUACAGUGCCAUCAGCCGCGUGCUGAUUCCACGACUUAUCGGCCCCGGUCCCAGGACACAAGUCCCCAAGAACCCCAAGGUUCCUCUGCCUCCUGUUCCCGAAGGACUCCUACAAAACGAAGGCGACAUCAACGCCGAAGCUGUUGAUGUGUUGAUCGAGGUGGUACGAUGUUUCGGACCUAUGCUCGUUCAGGUUGAGGUCGAGGCUAUGCAGGAGGUGGUCAUUCAGCUUUUGGAAAGCGAGAAGGGCACAUCAGUUGUCAAGAAGAGAGCUGUUGUUGCCAUUUCUAUGCUUGCUGUUUAUCUAUCAGACGAGCAUUUGCAGGAAGUCGUCAGACGUAUUACGACUGGCCUAUCCAAACAAACAAGCCCGGUCACAAGAAGAUUAUACAUCUCGAUCCUCGGCAGUAUGGCUCGAUCGAUUCCUUCGAGAUUUGGACCUCACCUUGCCUCUACCGCCCCUCUCGUUCUCAAGGCACUUAGCGAGGAAGAGCUCGAAGAGCAUAUGGAAGCACUCAGCGAUGGAGACGACCUCGGUCAGGAUUUCAACGAGAUUCGUGAGGCUGCUCUUGUGGCUCUCGAAGCUUUCUUGGCAUCAUGCCCUCAGGAGAUGCGACCAUUCACAGACGAAACAAUAGACGCCUGCCUACGAUUCCUCAAGUACGACCCCAACUACAAUGCCGACGACGAUGACGAAGAUAUGGAGGAUGAAGAAGAGGAUGAUGAGAUGGACGAAGACGACGAGUUCGACGACGACGGUUUCGAAGACGAUGACGACGAUGCCAGCUGGAAGGUUAGACGAUGCGCCGCCAAGACCAUGUACAUCCUCAUCUCAACACGCGGAAGUGGUGACCUACUGGAGAACGGUGUUCUCUACAACAAGACUGCUCCCUCUCUUAUUAAGCGCAUUUCAGAGCGAGAGGAGAAUGUUCGUCUUGAGGUUAUUUCAGCACUGUCUCUCCUCGUUCGCAAGACAGGAGAGGGUCUCCACACACCCGAUCUUUCUCUCGAAGACUUUGAACCCGAAAUGGAAUCUCGCAUUCCCAUCAGCCGCAAGCGUAGACGCCAAAGCAGUGGAGGUGGUGCUACCGCUUCCCAAUUCAUGUCAGGAUCUGGUCUUGUCUCCCCCACCCAAGAAAAGAUUCCCCCCAGCGGUCCCCGAGCUGAUUUGGCUCGCUUGACACCAUCCAUCAUCAAGGCUAUUACCAAACAGCUCAAGGGCAAGACCAUUCCCACCAAGCAGGCAGUCAUCAGUCUUCUUGAUGAUAUUGUUUCUGUUCAGCACGGUGGAUUGGCCGAGUACUUUGACCAAGUCAUUGGACCCAUCAUCGAUGCCAUCCAACCCAGUGGUUCUGGUCAUGUUUCCGCCAACCUGUCAUCGCAUGCUGGUUCGUCUACAGCAACCCCUAGCACACUUAGGAUUACUGCUUUGGGUGUUAUUAGCGAUAUUGCAAAGACACAUUCAUCUACUAUUCUGCAGCCUUAUCUCACCAAGAUUGUUGAUGGUGUUACUUCUGCCGCCAACAACCGAUACUACAAGAUUUCAAGCGAGGCCAUUCGCACUGUCGAGGAACUCGUCAAGACGAUCACACCCCCACGAUCACGAAACGCUGCCUCCAAGUACAAGGCUGAGCUCGAUAAGCUUUACGAGGUUAUUUCCAACCGGUCAUCUGCUCAGGAUGCAGACGCCGAGGUCCGUCAACGUGCGAUCCAUGCUCUUGGUGUUUUGAUCUCUCGAACUUCCACUUCCGAGGGCUCUUCUCUGUUGUCCGCGGACAAGGUCAAGGCUGCUCUGGAUAUUCUCCAAGAGCGACUUAAGAAUGAGACCACCCGUCUGGCUGCAGUUCGCGCAGUUGAAAACGUUGCUCGAUAUGCCAAAACUCCAGGUCAACUCGAGAAGCAAUGGAUUCAGGAUGUCGCUUUGGAGCUUUCUGCUCAACUGCGAAAGGCCAACCGAGCUCUUCGUGGAUCCAGUAUCAUCGCUCUCCGAAACCUUGCCUUGUCACCCGCUACCAAGGGACAACUUGAACCUGAUACCAUCAAGGGAAUUGCUGCAGAUCUGAUGCCCAUUAUUACCAAUAGUGAUACACAUCUGCUUGGCCCAACAUUGAUCAUUCUCGCCAAGUUGGUACCCGAACAUCCAGAACUUGUGGUGACCGAAGACAUGAUCUCUGCACUUUCCGACCUACUCAAGCAACAUUACGCAGGUAUCGUUCUUGAUCAGUUACUCCUCUUUGUUAGCGCUAUUGGCGAGAACGGUGCUGGUCAAGAACUCAUGACAGGGUUGCUUCAAGGAGUUAGUGUCGCAGGAGACUCCCCAGUCGUGGGUAAGGUGAUAGGAACACUACUCGUCACUGGUGGUGAGUCUGUUGGUGUCAAGCUGGAUAGCUUUGUGACGGAGCUCUACACAAGCGCUAAGACCGGUGAUGAGGCUCGCGUCAGUCUUGCUCUGGCUGUUUUGGGUGAAGCUGGAAAGCGACUCGGAACUGAGUCAACUUUGAAGCCCGACCUCUUCUUGGACCAGUUCCACGAUGAGCCCGACAAGGUUUCACUGUCUGCUGCUGUUGCUCUUGGUCAGGCCGGUUCUGGUAACGUUCCCGAGUUCUUGCCUGUGAUUUUGAAGACCAUGCAAAAGGGCGGCAACACUCAAUACCUUCUAAUUCAAUCCGUCAAGGAAAUUCUUCAGUCAAUCUCAGCGCAGUCUACUGACCUGCGAAACUAUGCUCCAACUAUCUGGGAGGAACUCCUCAAGGCCUCCGAUAAUGUUGACAACAAGGUCGUCUGUGCUGAAUGUGUUGGAAGACUUGUCACUCUGGACCCUGCAGUUUUUGUUCCUCGUCUUCAGGCUCUUCUCGAGAACCAAUCUCUCGGCGUCCGAGGAAUGGCUGUUCAAGCUGUCCGAUACACCCUCCCCGAAAGCGACGAAGUUUUGGAUGCUAUGCUCAGGGAUGUUCUCAUUUCGAUGCUUCUGACCAUCCUCCAAGACUCCGAUAUGGAUAUUCGCCGACUUGCUAUGACUACCCUUACUACCGCUGCCCGAACGAAACCCGAUAUGAUCCUGCCUCACUUGGGCAAGCUGAUGCCUUACGUCUUGCAAGAGUCAGUGAUCAAGAAGGAACUCAUUAGAGAAGUCAUGAUGGGACCGUUCAAGCAUACCGUUGAUGAUGGUCUCGAGGUCCGAAAGAGCGCAUACGAAACUUUGUAUGCUCUAAUGGAAACCGCCUUCAGCCGUAUCAACAAUAUCGACUUUUACGACCGUGUCGUCGCUGGCCUCAAAGAUGACAACGAUAUUCGUCAGCUCUGCAACCUCAUGGUGACCAAGCUCAUCACCAUCGACCCUGACGAGACAACGCGUCGACUCAACUCGAUUGCAGAAGCGUACAGAACUGUUCUUUCCGUCAAAUUGAAGGAUAAUGCCGUCAAGCAGGACGUGGAGAAGCAGGAAGAGGCGAACAAGAGUAUUUUGAGGGUCACGUUGAUGCUCGGUGAGAAGAUGAAGGCUACCACAGGCAAUGCUGGUGCGGUUGCUAGUAAUGCUGGUGCCGCUAGCAAUUGGACUGGGUAUUGGGAGUGGGUUAACAAGGAGUUUGACAAGCAGUUGAAGUGGCUGCGUGAGGAGAACAGUCAGCUUCAGACGCGUAUGGUUUAG